AUGGAAUGGGCGAUUACCAACGAAGACUUGUCGCAUCCCGAAAAAAGCGGAGUUAUUCGGUUCAUCGAGCGGAUGGAACGGGACCUGCGAAACUGGGGCACCCCCAUCGAAGGUUUCCAGUUCCUGAAUUCUGCUCUGGAAAUGCUGCGCUUCAGUCGGGAGAUCGAAGAUGAGGUGCUGGCCCAUCCCGAAGGCUCGGACCUCUACGUUGGUUUCCAGCACACGGAAAAACUGCUGGGCGAACAGUUGCGCUACCGGCACAUUCUGGACUCGGGAAUCAGGAUAGUCGGUUUCGGAGAAGGGGAAGCGCCCGAUUUCCUGGCCGACACCGCAGCCGAGUGGGUGUCUCUGCCCAGAGACCAUCACCUGUUGCUGAACCAGUGGUUCCUGGUUUCCACGGCGCCGGAUCCUAUCGCCUUUGUGGGGUGGGAGACUUCCCCGGACGACCAGUUUGGAGUUGGCGGAGUCUCUGCGGAGGGGAAGAGCUUCGAAGGGUUUGUUACCGCCGAUCCCCGGAUCAUUACGGCCCUGGUGGAAUACCUGGACGAGGUGCGGGAGGGACACAGGAAACAGAAAGCUGAUGUCGAUCAACUGGCUUGCGAGCUGCCUCCUGGCCUGGCCUUUGAAGUGGAAGAUGAUGCAGUGCCGGUGAUGAUGGGCCGAGAUCAUUCAGGCUUGCGCCUGGCCGAACCAGCCCAGCGAAUCCUGGCAGUGACCGAUCUGCACGGGUCUGCGGAGUACAACGCCCUGCGGGGCUGGGCCACCGAACUGGCCAUCGCCAACGCAAGCCAACUGGUACUGUUCGAGAUGUCCGCCGCCGCCUGCCUGGUGACCCCCUAUCCGGAGGAACACCGGAAGCAGUGGCAGCGAAUCCUGAACUGGCGGGACCUGCUUCCCCUGGGCCGCGCCCCCCUGGCCCGUCAGUUGGCCAGGAUCCAGGCCCGGGGGAUUGAGGCUGGCGCCAUCCUGCCCACGACCCACGGCUUCAAGCACCUGGCCCACUGGGUGGAGCAGGAAAAUAUCGACCUGAUACUGCUGCCCAAUUCGCUGGUACGGCCCGGCCGGCUGGCCCGGCUGCGCGGCUACAGCCUCAGGUCGCUGCUGGAACACACCAACUGCCGCGUAAUGGUGGUGGCCGCCAACGGAACUAUGUGUGUCGCCAAAGCUGAGGAUGACCUUGCCGACGCCGGCUUGAACCACCGGAUGGUCGGCCGGCUGGUGGCCUAG
Messenger RNA from Geodia barretti, 1227 nucleotides. NCBI's taxonomy places the organism in Eukaryota, Metazoa, Porifera, Demospongiae, Tetractinellida, Geodiidae. The record is from the annotation of a GenBank genome assembly.